AUGGAUCGCCGCGCCGCAGGACGUGCCCGACGCGCUCAGACGCCGACAAUUUUGUUCUCCUCAAUUAUGUUCCGGCAAUCCGCGCUGCACCGCCUUGUUAUGUACUUAAAGCUCGCCCUGAAUACAAAAGACAUGAAAUGCGAAUCUAAAAUCGAAAUUUACUCCAGAUGCUAUGACUGCUUUGACCGCGAUCAACCCUUCACUUUCCAAAUCGGCGUCGGUCAGGUGAUCAAGGGAUGGGACCAGGGACUUCUUGACAUGUGUGUUGGGCGGCACCGUGUAGCGGGGCGGAGCCCCACGUGGGCGCUUCUAGUUCCCUAUAAUUCCGCUUGCCGCGUCACCGCACCCAUCCUCGGAAGUGUGUCCAGCGCCGACGGCCUGCGCAGUAACUGUUUUUUAGGUAUCCCUGGGGACAGGGGCUAG
Messenger RNA from Spodoptera exigua (beet armyworm), 423 nucleotides. Lineage: Eukaryota; Metazoa; Arthropoda; Insecta; Lepidoptera; Noctuidae. The record is from the annotation of a GenBank genome assembly.